This is a messenger RNA of Fusarium tjaetaba, 3789 nucleotides long. RefSeq names its product pppde peptidase. Gene Ontology annotation, molecular function: metal ion transmembrane transporter activity. Gene Ontology annotation, biological process: transmembrane transport; metal ion transport. The transcript has 17 exons. The record is from RefSeq and is a predicted model, not a curated record. Lineage: Eukaryota; Fungi; Ascomycota; Sordariomycetes; Hypocreales; Nectriaceae. Gene Ontology annotation, cellular component: membrane. Bases 1 to 3789 code for a protein of 1262 amino acids.
AUGGCAGACCCCGGAGAUCCAGGAAAAACGCCGAAUACCGAAGAGGGGGGAAAUGUUGCAGCAACCGCUGUCUAUAUGCCCUACUUCAGCUUCUCGACGUCUGAUCCCAGCCAAGACAGUUCUGGGGUAAAGGGUACAAAUAUGACAAAGGAGCCGCGAUUGAAAACUAGUGCAAGAUCAUUAGAAGAGGCAUACGGAGAGUCACUCCAUGGAUCACCAACCCUUGAUGAGUGGUACUAUCAUUUCGGAGAGGAUGAAGGAUCUAAAAGAGAUCGCAAUAAUCGUAAUGAAACGCAAGUGGUUUCAAAGUAUCUUGAGACCAUCAACACUGAGGAUCAUGGAGAAGGGCAAGGGAGCAUUUCAAUCUACGAUUGGGAUAAGAAACCUGCUCGAAGCUCUACAGUUUUACGGGUCAACCAGCUAUGGAUUUGGACCAUCGCAGACAAAUGGCUUAUAACGGCAACAUCUCAUCAACCUGAACCAAACUCUUCUACUCUAGAAGAGGAUAUUCUCAAGCAGUUUCGUCAACAAGGACAAUCCGCUGGGAUAUCCAUUGGCCAGGCAUUUUCUCAUCUUUUGAAUCGUAUUGGUAGAGAUGAAUCAGCAAUCUUUGAAGAUUUUCGAAGACGAACUGCAAGUUGGCAACGCCGUACAAAUGAUAACAGACCGGAAAGGCGAAAGGAUGUUGGCUCAUCGGAUACGAACAAAGCUACCACUGGUUUCCUCUCUCUCCAUGAAUCUAAGAUGUCGCCAAAUGAAGAGAUAAGGGAUGCAAUUAGAAAAACAGAAAGUCUGUUCUGUCACAUCAAGGACGUCCGUGAUGAGCUCAACAUACUUCGAUCUGCCGCUCGAUACCAAGAGAACGUUGAGAAAGGGCUGAUACUGGGAGAAACUCAGACUUCGGAGCUCUUAUCAAAAAGCGUUCUUAACGACAUCAGAGAAAUGGAAGUCGUUGCGGAGAGGAUACAAUUGGCUGUAAACACAACGCUAUCGCUACAGCAGAGUGAAAUUGUGAAUUAUCAAGCUACGCUAGCCACUUCGCAAGGGAAGACUGUCAUGGCCUUUACAUUCGCUACUGUCCUUUUUCUUCCACUAUCGUUUCUUUCAUCCCUGUUCGCGAUGGACGUGGCGUCUUUUCAGCAAGCUCCUGCCUGGGCCUUUUACGUUAUUUUCUUUGUCUCACUUGCAGUGUCUGUAUUCCUUGUUUUCAUUGCACUUCAUUGGGAUUUCAUCAUUUCAAGUAUUGCCCGCAGCCUACUUGGUAUCGUUGAGUCUAUUGGCUCGACUUCAUCUCCCCGCUCGACUGAAGGGAUCUCUGGAGAUGCUGGGGCGAGAGGGCCUAUUGGAGGGUCUCACAAACACGAUGAUAUCAGUCCUGUUAUCAGUCCCACUAACUCUGUCAGCAUUGUUGCUGUUCCUGGUCUUGGUCCUCCCACGGAAGGUGAGGCGAAACACGCAUUCGACACGUGGAGAACUCCAUCGGGCCAGAAGGGACGUUCGUGGCUGCAGCAAGAUGUUCCAGACCAUAUUCCUUAUUCUCGAAUCUUUUUGUAUCAGUACAACACGACUGCGGCAUAUGGUGGAGGCCUCGAUGGCUUUCGUAGCAAGGCGGAUAACCUACUUGAAGCUAUUAAUAUUGAGAGAAGAGAUUGUCUUAACAGACCAAUCUUGCUACUUGGUCAUAGCAUCGGGGGCUUGCUGAUCAAGCAAGCCCUGAUUAACGCCCACAGUAAUCGAGGCUACAGUGCCAUAAAGGAAGCUACCACUGGCAUAGUCUUUUUUGGAACACCGCAUGAGAUCGUCACUCAGAAACUUGGUGAAAUAGGCGCGGCCAUUGCCAGAGAACUGGGGCAUGAGACCGGAGGUGAUCUAGCUGUGUCACUGCAGACUGGCAGCGCCUUUUCCGAGCUCGAAUCAUGGAAGCAUCAGGCGCUUGAGUAUUACACUGUCUCCUCUUGGGGGUCAGCCGAUACCAUGGUCUCUCGCAACUCCGUUAACCAUGGAUUACCUGGCGAUAUUGCGAAGAUUGUUGAAUUAGACGCCAACCACAGAGGGAUCUGCAAGUUUGGCAACUCCGAUAAAGACCGGUACAACUUCAAGAUCGUGGUUGAGAAUAUCAAGCACCUCUGCGAAUUAGCGAUCGAGAAGACCGAGUCGCAAUACGAUGGGUACCCAGAUACAUCCGGUGUUGAGACCCCCAGGACUUCAGGUUAUGGCCAUGAUGAACAUGAUGACAUAUUGGAGGAGACUCAUCGCGUCGCAUUGAGUACGACUAAUGAUACGGAGCGGCUGGUCAUGACACCCAGCGAAGAGAGCCAACUCCAAGACUAUGAAGCAGUUGCUCAAGACUCUGUGAGGAUGUCUUUCGACCACUCUGCUGCUAAAGACGUAUCGAAUCCUCCAGUAUCAGACAUGCGAGACCCCGGAAUUGCAGAAAUUGAGGGAAUGCUGUCAGAGGCUCAAGACAAGCUGUAUUCAAGAAUACCCUUCGAGUUGCUCAAUCUAUGUAGCGGGGACGCUGGGAAGCAGGAAAAGCUUGACAUAAUUUGCAACCUUCCUGGUGUCGUGGCUAUAAGUACAUUAAUCAUAUACGUCGAGAGGAGCCCUGAUGCGCAGCGUAUACAUCAUGUACUCGCAACUCAAGGCUACGCAGUAGCGAACUUAUUCGAUGCCGCUGACAGUGUCGAGAUGGAAGAGAUAUUGGACAAGUUCAAGGCUGGGCAGGCCAAAGUUCUUAUCACAAAGGACUGCAAGACCCGGGGCCUGGAUCUUCCUUCUAGCUCCAUGGUCAUCAACUACGAUAUGCCGGAUGAUGACGGCUGUCGGUAUCUUCGGCAGGUCAGUCGCGCAGGCAAAGCCGGUCGCUUGGGCUUUGCAGUGAACUUGAUAAGCGACGAGAAGGAGAUGGAGGAUCUUCAGUCAAUCGCGACAUCUGGAUGCUUCGAUCUGCGUGAACUUCCAACGGGCGACUGGGAUGCAGUUGAGAAUUUCUUGAGAGGCUCAUUGAAGCAUGCAGUGGGUCUCGGGAGCCAGCCCAAUGUCGUCCCUGUAACUGAACCCGUUGUCGAUGGACCACGUCGUCCUGUCGAGGUUGGAUGGCAUCCUGUCGGCGGAUUUGCCGGAAAGUGGUUUGCGGAGGAGACAGGACUGGGAAAGAUGAUCACGGAGAAGAUCAACAAGUAUCCUGAUCCGACGCAGCAUUGGGCUGUUCUCGUUGGUGACUAUGCUCAUCAACUAUGGAUGGAUGAGAACUUUGAUGUUAUCUAUACGAAUGCAAAGAUUGAGCGAGACGAGUGGCGGACAUUCCCGGUUGGAGAGACGCGUUUUAAUGAUGAUGCGUUAAGGCGAGCUGGCGAAUCAGUGAUCCAAAGCAUCAGGGAGAGACAGCCCACCUACAACCUCAUAACCAACAAUUGCCAGACGUACGUCCUCCAACUCCUCGACGCCAUUAAGGUUGGCGUGAAUAAAGAGUUCGGCACUACCCUGGCUGUCUACGAGAGAGUCUUUGGACCUGGCAAGAUCAAGGAUCUCUUCGAAGCCGAGGAGAAGCCAGAGGAUCAGCAACAGCACCAGAUUGAGCAGGGAGGAGAGCCUGGAGCCGAUGCAGGAACGCAACAACCGAUGCAUCCGGGCAGAUCGGAUACAGUCAACCUUGCACAGGAUGUCAUGAACCAGAAUACCAAUCAGCUUGAUACCGAAAGGGAGAUGGAGAGGCAUGAGGGUGAGAAGGACGAGAAGGAGAAGAAGAAGAAAGGGUUCUUCUCGCGGUUUAAACGAAGCAAUAGUUAG